Molecule: messenger RNA, 1953 nt
Organism: Marchantia polymorpha subsp. ruderalis
Lineage: Eukaryota; Viridiplantae; Streptophyta; Marchantiopsida; Marchantiales; Marchantiaceae
Source: the annotation of a GenBank genome assembly
AAACGACAGGUAACUUAAAGGUUACUUCCCGUUGAGCGUGGGGCGGGAGUCCAGCUAGAACCAGCACGGAGCACAGUGGAGGGAUGGGUAUGGAGAGGGCGGACUGUCUGGCCCUCGAUCGCAGACCGAUUCGAGGCUCUCUCUAGGUCGACAGACAAUCCUCGGGCGGGCUAAUUUCGAUUCGCGCUUCUUCGUGCGCUCUGGGGAGAGCGGAGCAUCGACGAGAGCCUGGGGAGCGGCCGAGCUGCAGGACAGGAAGCGUGUGAAGGAAGGCCCGGGCGCGCUCUUUGCGUUUGUCAGUCGCUCGCGCUCGCUCAGCUUUGUCUGCGCGCGAUUUGACGUUUUGAUCUGGUUUGAAUGAGUGAGCGGACUGGGGCCUGCAGAGCGGAGGGUUGGGGCAAUUGCGGUGGUGCGCAGGUUGUCUGGGAGGGUAGAUCUGCAUUGUAGUUGGAAGGACAGGAAGGGAGGAGAAGGGAGCUGAGUCGGGAGCUGGAGGAGGUGGGGUUUUUGGGUUGAGGGGUCACUGCCACGCGAGUCGGAUCGGUCGGUGCCUCGCUUUGAGGGUUCGAGGAGGGGAUCUUCUCAAGAGUGGAACUUCGUAUCGUGUUGGUAGAAAUGACGGGUGGUCAUUGCCGGUCGCGCAUUGGGGUUCUGAUUGUGGCGUUUGCACUGAGUGUUCUUUGCGUCGUCGCGGACACCGAUAAUAAUAAGAUAACGAAGCCUUGUCAGGAUACUACCGUGAAGAAGUACGAUGGGUUCACAUUUGGGCUGGUAAUCGCAAAGAAUGAAUCUUUCUUCACAAAGGGCAAGAACCCCGUGCAGCUGUCGCCUUGUGACAAGCGCUUGACCAAUUUGAACAGUGGCCAGGUUGCAGUAUUCAGGCCGAAAGUUGACGAGAUCAGUCUUUUGAUUAUUAACUCCAGUUCAGUGAACCCUCAAAACUUUGGUGGGAACGCGGUCGUCUUCGCUGGGAGUAAAUUCGCGGCCGUCUCAGCUCCCAUAUUUCUUGCCAACAACACGUACCGCGUCACUAGUUUGUCACUGGUUUUGAAUUUCGAGAAGGGUAGACUGAUACAGAUUUUGUGGAAGAACGACAAAUGCAAGUCGUGUUCAGGAUCAAAUAGCACUAUUGUCUGCUUGAAAGGUGGCCAGUGCGCAGUCAAGAGCAGCAAGUGCAAAGAAUCCGGGGGAACAACUGACUGCAGUUUGAGCAUCCAGACUGCAUUUUCCGGUACUGAUAAGUACGAUGAUGUACUGAACACUUGGUAUCAGGUGGACAAGCUACAACAAUAUUCGCUGUAUGCGCUGUACAGUAACUUGAAGUCAACCCUGUCUCAAUUCAACCUUUUUUUCUGAUGAGGUUGUUCUUCAACCACUUAAGAUCCCCAUCACUUCCCAACAAAGCAUUGUUCGUCCUCGUACUCCCCCGAUAUUGAAGUAUGGAAGUAGCAGUGGGAACUGGCGCUGCUUCGAGGUUUCGGUGGGUUACUCUAGAAGAACAGAACUGCGACUUCUUGGUGCACAACGUCAGUAAGGACUGACAACCGCACGAAGGAAAGUCAAUAUAUUUUGACGAGAUUCGUGGCCACUUCUGGUGGUCUAUAGCAGCCAGGAUAUAUGCUAGAUGGGUUCAUAGAUUUGCAUGUUUUUCAAGUGGACCUGCAAUGUUUGUAGGAUGUGGUCGCAUGGUUCUCUCAGUACUGCAUGUAGUAUGUAGAAAAUUUUCAUUCUUUGGGAGAAUCAGGAGAGCUCUGCAUUUUCAAGUAAAAGUGGUCGCACCUUGAUGAGACCAGGUUUGUUCAUAGGUUUGCCUGUUUGCAGAAGUAGACUUAAACUGCUUAGUAUGCAGUUGAAAGUUUGUAGCCGUAACGCAUGAUGUAUCUAGAUCAACUCAUUCUUUCGGAUAAAUCAAGAGAGCUUUUAAGUUUCAUCAAAAAAAUGUGAUCGAGCUUC